Pipistrellus nathusii (Nathusius's pipistrelle) is the source of this 1302-nucleotide messenger RNA. The record is from the annotation of a GenBank genome assembly. Lineage: Eukaryota; Metazoa; Chordata; Mammalia; Chiroptera; Vespertilionidae.
AUGGCAACUUCAGGUGACUGCCCCGGAAGUGAAUCUCAGCGGGGAGAAGAGCCUGUGGAACACUGUGAGCAGCCCCUCCCGGAGGGUGUGCACCCCGAGGAGUUCGUGGCCAUCGCGGACUAUUCUGCCGCCGACGAGACACAGCUCAGUUUUCUGAGAGGAGAGAAGAUUCUCAUCCUGAGACAAACGACUGCUGACUGGUGGUGGGGCGAGCGCGCCGGGUGCUGUGGGUACAUACCAGCCAACCACCUGGGGAAGGACCUGGAGGAGGGGGACCCCGAGGACACGUGGCAGGACGAAGAGUACUUCGGCAGCUACGGAACUCUGAAACUUCACCUGGAGAUGCUGACAGACCAGCCACGAACAACGAAAUACCACCACGUGAUCCUGCAGAACAGGGCGUCCCUCAAAGACAAAGUGAUUCUGGAUGUCGGCUGUGGGACCGGGAUCAUCAGCCUCUUCUGUGCACAUUAUGCGCAGCCCAGAGCGGUGUACGCGGUGGAGGCCAGCGAGAUGGCCCAGCACACGGGGCAGCUGGUCAUGCAGAAUGGCUUCGCCGACAUCAUCACCGUGUUCCAGCAGAAGGUGGAGGACGUGGUGCUGCCGGAGAAGGUGGACGUGCUGGUGUCCGAGUGGAUGGGGACCUGCCUGCUGUUUGAGUUCAUGAUUGAGUCCAUCCUGUACGCCCGGGAUGCAUGGCUGAAGGAGGGGGGGAUCAUCUGGCCGACCACGGCCGCGCUGCACCUCGUGCCCUGCAGUGCCGACAAAGACUACCGCAGCAAGGUUCUCUUCUGGGACAACGCCUACGAGUUCAACCUCAGCGCGCUCAAAUCUUUAGCAAUUAAGGAGUUUUUCUCGAAGCCCAAGUACAACCACAUUUUGAAGCCAGAAGACUGUCUCUCUGAGCCGUGCACUAUAUUACAGCUGGACAUGAGAACGGUGCAGAUCGCUGAGCUGGAGACAAUGAAAGGGGAGCUGUGCUUCGAUAUCAAGAAAGCCGGCACUCUGCACGGAUUCACGGCCUGGUUCAGUGUCCGCUUUCAGAACCUGGAGGAGGAGGAGCCACAGCUGGUGCUGAGCACGGGACCGUUCCACCCCACCACCCACUGGAAGCAGGUGCUGUUUAUGAUGGACGAGCCCGUCCCCGUCCACGCAGGGGAUGUGCUCACAGGCUCGAUUGUGCUGCAGAGGAACCCAGUGUGGAGGAGGCACAUGUCCGUCACUCUGAGUUGGUCUGUCACUUCCGGGCAGGACCCCACGUUGCAGAGGGUUGGAGAAAAAGUCUUUCCGAUCUGGAGAUGA